AUGAUGAAGAAGCAGUUGUGGAUAGAGGUGGAACACGUUCUAUACUCAAAACACAUUUUGAGAAAGAAGAUUUAGAAGGUCACCGAACAUUAUUUAUUGGAGUUCAUGUACCCCUGGGUGGAAGAAAAAGCCAUCGUCGUCACAGGCAUCGUGGUCAUAAACACAGAAAGAGAGACAGAGAGAGAGAUUCGGGACUAGAGGAUGGACGAGAGUCACCUUCUUUUGAUACCCCAUCACAGCGAGUACAGUUUAUUCUUGGAACUGAGGAUGAUGACGAGGAGCACAUUCCUCAUGACCUUUUCACAGAACUAGAUGAAAUUUGCUGGCGUGAAGGGGAAGAUGCCGAAUGGCGAGAAACAGCCAGGUGGUUGAAGUUUGAAGAAGAUGUGGAAGAUGGAGGAGAAAGGUGGAGCAAGCCCUAUGUGGCUACUCUUUCAUUGCACAGCUUGUUUGAGUUGAGAAGCUGUGUUCUGAAUGGAACUGUGCUGCUGGACAUGCAUGCCAAUACUUUAGAAGAAAUUGCAAAUAUGGUCCUUGACCAGCAAGUCAGCUCAGGUCAACUGAAUGAAGACGUACGCCACAGAGUCCACGAAGCACUGAUGAAACAGCAUCAUCACCAGAACCAGAAAAAACUCACCAAUAGGAUUCCUAUUGUCCGAUCUUUUGCUGAUAUUGGCAAGAAACAAUCAGAACCAAAUUCCAUGGAUAAAAAUGCAGGUCAGCUUGUUUCUCCUCAGUCUGCUCCAGCCUGUGCUGAGAAUAAAAAUGAUGUUAGCAGGGAAAACAGCACUGUUGACUUUAGCAAGGUUGAUCUGCAUUUUAUGAAGAAGAUUCCUCCAGGUGCUGAGGCUUCAAACAUCUUGGUGGGAGAGCUGGAGUUCCUAGAGAGAACUGUAGUUGCGUUUGUCAGGUUGUCUCCAGCUGUCUUGCUCCAAGGCCUGGCUGAAGUUCCAAUCCCAAGCAGAUUUCUGUUCAUUCUUCUGGGACCCCUGGGAAAAGGUCAGCAAUACCAUGAGAUCGGCAGAUCUAUUGCAACUUUAAUGACUGAUGAGGUAUUUCAUGAUGUUGCUUACAAAGCUAAAGACCGCAAUGACUUGGUGUCAGGGAUUGAUGAGUUUCUGGACCAGGUCACAGUUCUUCCUCCUGGAGAAUGGGACCCAAGUAUCCGGAUAGAACCUCCAAAAAAUGUUCCUUCCCAAGAGAAGAGGAAGAUUCCUGCUGUGCCAAAUGGAACAGCAGCUCAUGGCGAAGCUGAGCAACAUGGAGGACACAGUGGACCUGAGCUCCAGCGAACUGGAAGGAUUUUUGGGGGACUUAUAUUAGAUAUCAAAAGGAAAGCUCCAUUCUUCUGGAGUGACUUCAGAGAUGCUUUCAGCCUGCAAUGUUUAGCAUCUUUCCUGUUUCUCUACUGUGCCUGUAUGUCUCCUGUCAUCACAUUUGGAGGACUGUUGGGAGAAGCAACUGAAGGGCGUAUAAGUGCAAUCGAAUCACUCUUUGGAGCAUCUAUGACCGGGAUAGCCUAUUCUCUUUUUGGUGGACAGCCUCUUACCAUAUUAGGCAGUACAGGACCUGUUUUGGUGUUCGAAAAGAUUUUGUUUAAAUUUUGCAAAGAAUAUGGGCUGUCAUACUUGUCUUUAAGAGCCAGUAUUGGGCUUUGGACUGCAACCCUGUGUAUCAUCCUUGUGGCCACCGAUGCGAGUUCCCUUGUCUGCUAUAUCACUCGCUUUACUGAAGAAGCUUUUGCUUCACUUAUUUGCAUCAUUUUUAUCUAUGAAGCCCUGGAGAAGUUGUUUGAACUCAGUGAAGCCUAUCCAAUCAAUAUGCACAAUGAUUUGGAACUGCUGACACAGUACUCAUGUAACUGUGUGGAGCCACAUAGUCCCAGCAAUGACACACUGAAGGAAUGGAGGGAGUCCAAUAUUUCUGCCUCUGACAUAAUUUGGGGGAACCUAAGCGUGUCAGAGUGCAGAUCACUGCAUGGGGAGUAUGUUGGGCGAGCCUGUGGCCAUAGCCACCCUUACGUGCCAGAUGUUCUCUUUUGGUCGGUGAUCCUGUUCUUCUCCACAGUUACCAUGUCGGCCACCCUGAAGCAGUUCAAGACCAGCCGAUAUUUCCCAACCAAGGUUCGAUCCAUAGUGAGUGAUUUUGCAGUUUUUCUUACAAUUCUGUGUAUGGUUUUAAUUGACUAUGCCAUUGGGAUUCCAUCGCCAAAACUACAAGUACCAAGUGUUUUCAAGCCUACAAGAGACGACCGUGGCUGGUUUGUGACACCGUUAGGUCCAAACCCGUGGUGGACAAUUAUAGCUGCUAUUAUCCCAGCUUUGCUUUGUACAAUUCUAAUUUUCAUGGACCAACAGAUUACAGCUGUCAUCAUCAACAGAAAAGAGCAUAAGCUAAAGAAAGGUUGUGGCUAUCACCUGGAUCUGUUGAUGGUGGCCAUCAUGCUGGGGGUAUGCUCCAUUAUGGGCCUGCCAUGGUUUGUGGCUGCCACAGUCCUCUCCAUCACUCAUGUCAACAGCCUGAAGCUGGAAUCAGAAUGCUCCGCUCCAGGAGAACAACCCAAAUUUCUUGGCAUCAGAGAACAGCGGGUGACAGGGCUCAUGAUUUUUAUUCUUAUGGGUUCAUCAGUUUUUAUGACCAGUAUUCUGAAGUUUAUCCCCAUGCCAGUGUUAUAUGGAGUGUUUCUUUAUAUGGGUGCUUCAUCUCUAAAAGGAAUUCAGUUAUUUGAUAGAAUAAAGCUCUUCUGGAUGCCAGCCAAACAUCAACCAGACUUUAUAUAUCUAAGGCAUGUACCACUCCGGAAAGUCCAUCUCUUCACAGUUAUUCAGAUGAGUUGUCUUGGCCUUUUGUGGAUAAUCAAGGUUUCAAGAGCAGCUAUUGUCUUCCCUAUGAUGGUGUUAGCCCUGGUAUUUGUGAGAAAGUUGAUGGACUUCUUGUUUACAAAACGGGAACUCAGCUGGCUUGAUGAUUUAAUGCCUGAGAGUAAGAAAAAGAAACUUGAAGAUGCUGAAAAAGAAGAAGAACAAAGUAUGCUAGCCAUGGAAGAAGAGGGCACAGUACAACUCCCACUGGAGGGACACUACAGAGAUGACCCAUCCGUGAUCAAUAUUUCUGAUGAAAUGUCAAAGACUGCCAUGUGGGGAAACCUUCUGGUUACUGCUGACAACUCAAAAGAUAAGGAGUCACGCUUUCCUUCCAAAAGCAUUGAAAGCCGAAAAGAGAAGAAAGCUGACUCAGGGAAAGGUGUUGACAGGGAGACUUGUCUAUGACUUGAUCUUCAAUUUAUUUUUUACAUAUAUUUGAGAAGAGUGUCACAAUUAUUAAUAAAACCACUUUGAUCAUGUAUUGUAUAGCCUGUCUCCCAUUCCAAAUACACCCUCAUACUGUAAGUAGUGCAAUGCUUGUUCCACUUCUGUUUAACCUCUGAGCAGUGUGACCCCCUUGUGAACAGAUACAAUAGCUAAUGCAAGAGUCCCCCGUGUUAACUCCUGUGAGAUGCUCACCAAGACAGCAUUCUCACUGUCAGCAUUAUGAGAGCAAUGUUAAUCUAGUUUGUAUUUUCCUACCUUAGUCACCUGGAGAUACCUGAUCAUUUUAUUCAGAAGAGUUUUGAAGGUAGUCUUACUUUUUAUUUUCUAUACCUUAGCCGUAGUGACUUGUUUUGAAAGGCCCAAAUCAAAAGGUUAGUUUGAAAGCAUUUCUAACAAUUGUAUUUCUGUAUUUCCUUACUUAAUAUGAUGCAUUUAAUACUUAAUAUCUAAGUGAUACUUCAAAUUAUGUGAGAAAGAAAUUUUUUCAUACCUUCCUAAAGUCACACUGCAAGAGAGUCCUAUAGUGUUUGCUUAAAACUCACGUUGUAACCAUGUGGUCAAGUACUAGGCUUCUGUGAAAUGCUUUACAGAUAUUUGAAGAGUUUUUGUGAGAUUUUUGUCAUUUUAAGUCUUUACCAGAAAUGUGCUAUUGAAUUUCUCUCCCAUUGCCAAUGGUUACUUCCCAAAUACACCUGUGACAUAUAGGUGUGGAUUAUGGAACCCACAUUGUGAGUCAUUUUACAUGAAAUGCCCUCCCUGUACAGCUGCUCUGAGGAUAAUGGCCACGUACUGCUUAAUACUGUUCCCUAUAAUAUUGUCAUGUUAGACCAAAAAACAGGUCUCCAACUGUAAUUGUUUUUGCAAAGUUCUUUUCCACAUUUUAAUUAAAUGCAUGUUUGUGGAAAACUUUGAACUAAAAUUCAGAUUCUCUUAGAGGUUAUGUAAAUAUUUCAGUCCAUAUGAAACAAUCCAACUUUGCUAAGCUUAUUGAAACAUGAAGGAAGUUAUGGAUUUUUAGUAUUACUAUAUAUAGAUUUCAUUUAAUUUUAGAUGAAUGUGAGCUAAUAAAACUGAAAUCUCAUAGGAUUCUUAGCUCCUAAGGAUUAUCAAAAAUUGACAGCCUUAUAUUCUUUCAAUGUCCAAAUUUAGAAAAAUUCAGAGCCCUGUGGCUUUUAUAAACUAUAUGUACUCCAUGUAAAUGCACAUAAUUGGACAAAUCUCUCUGUUACUAACGACGGGAAAAACAGCAAAGUCUAUCUUAACCUUAACAUUUUGAUAUCUUUUGAAAAAAUUUUUCAGUCUUUUCAGGAGCCAUUUUUUAAUGAAAUAUGAGAUAAAAUUAUGAGAAGAAUUUGCAUUUAGUAAGGUUUGUAUUUAUAAAUGGUGAAGAAAAAUGCAAAACUAUGUGUUGCAAAUAUGCUGCCUUUGUGUAUGUUGUAACCUGAUACUCCAGCUAAACAUUCUCACUGUCUAUGAUUUACCAAGUCAAUCCCAAAGCAGUCUCCUAGUGUUUCCAUAUAUCACUACCUGUUCUGCUAAAAAUGACCAGUGAAUUCAAACCUUCACUGGCUUGAACAAGCAAUCAUCCUAUGAAAUUCUGUAUUUCUGAGUAUUUUUAUAGUAAUUUUGUUCUUGUGUGAAUUUUAAUGCUAUCUCUAUCUUAAUCUUAAUAUUUUGAAAUCACAUAAAUAUAAGAAAAUGUAGUAUUAUAUAUUUACUCCUAGUUUCAGAUUCCUGGUCAAAAUUACUGAAUAUCUUGAAUGUAAUUUAUUGCAAUGUUUAAGUAAUGUGUAAAUGUGACUAGGAUAUUGUGUUUUUCCAAGCUAAGAAAUGUUAUGUGGAAAUAAAUAUUUAUCCUAACUAAUUUUCAUGCUCAUUUUAAA
This is a messenger RNA of Cricetulus griseus (Chinese hamster), 5194 nucleotides long. NCBI's taxonomy places the organism in Eukaryota, Metazoa, Chordata, Mammalia, Rodentia, Cricetidae. The record is from RefSeq and is a predicted model, not a curated record.